AUGGUUAAUGAAGCUCAUAAGGACAAAUUAAACACCUCUGUCACAUUAACGGUACACGCUAUUCUCCGAAAUUUACUCCGAUACACUAUAUCGGUGAGAGAAUACGAUGCUAUACACAAGCACAUACUUGCGAGAAGUAGGCUAAUACGAAGGAGAGCAAUAAGCGUCAAUAAAUUUGAAAGGAUAGUAGGCGGUGUGAAAGUAGAAGACUUCAGGUCCGCGGACAGUGGACAUGGGUCAAGAGACGGAGGAUCCAGUUACAAUGAUAGGCUAACAUCUGGUGAUGAGUAUAAUACAACUGCUAUUCGGGAAAGCAUUCGGGUAUUUAUCGGCACAGCUUUGGCCUUAAAGAUUUGGAAGUACGUGAGAUUAAGAGUAUUAGGACAUGGAUGGAGCAGCCGGGAGAAGAUCAACUUCUGGAAAUCGUCAUAUUUCCGCCUCUCACUCUCCCUCAGCACGAUUUUGCUGCUUCACCGUAUCCUAUACCGGUUUUUUACCCGACUACGCUCCCACUUGCUUGCGCCGUAUGCCACACCUUUUCGUAAGAGAAACAAAGGUACAACGACAAUACUUACCUCGCGAUACUCUCCAGCUAUCGGCGCUAGUCUCUCCGGUCUAGCUCUGGGUAUUUAUCCAGCGAAACAACUACGCACAGUAAUAGCUAUUUACACAAUGAGUCGUGCAGCUGAAUUCACAUAUAACCUCUCGAUGCAAGAAGGUUGGAUUUGGAAAGAAGGACGACCACCCUGGUGGGGAAGCUGGUUACUAUUUCCUAUAGCAAGUGGCCAAUUGCUACAUGCUUUUGUAUAUCACAGGGACCAAUUUCCAAAGGAAUACGGAGAAUUUAUUCUAAAAUAUUCACCCCAAUAUAUUCAACAGCGCCCAGAAAAUUACUCGGCCUCUCUACCAUGGCCAUCGCGAUAUACUAUUGUUGAUAAUCUUGCUUCUAUGGCGAAGCUCGGAUACCCAGCAUAUACGUCUCCUAUAGUUUUCCCUACGAAUAAACCCCUAUUUCCGGAGGUUGCGCCCAUCACAAAUUCUGCUCAUCCAAUGAUUACUCGCAUGCCUUGUGCUACGCUUCACCCAGCUGAUCCUGGCUGCAUGGAAACCUAUUUUAAAUAUUGGAUGAAUGUAUUUCCACAGUUGGCUCGAUUCUUUACUAUCAUAUUUUCCCUUUCAUCACUUCUCGGUCUUAUUAUCAAGCCAAAAGAUUCAAAGACUCUACUCAACGCACCAGUUUCUGUUCUCAGUCGACUUAUUGAGCGCAUUCUCCGAUACUCAGUCUUCGCGUCUGGCUCCAUUGGAACUUCUUGGGCUUCGAUUUGCCUAUUUCAGUACCUGUUACCGAACAACGUCGUCCCGGAGAGUAGGUUCUUUCUUGGUGGUCUCCUUGGCGGACUCUGGGCUUGGUUUGUGCGUCGCGAUGCUCGAAAUGAGUUUUUACACUCCUUGCGCGCUAGUUUUCUCAGCUAUUGGCAGGUGGGGAAAAAGCGAGGCUGGUGGCACGGAAUCCGGGGAGGUGAUGUUUUGAUUUUCGUUGGCAGUUUGGCAUUACUUAAUUCAGUCUAUGAGCGUGACGGGGGGAGAGGGAUAGUAGACAGUACUAUUGCGCGAAUGAUGCUCAGGGGUGUCAGGGGUGACGGUUGGCGAGGUGACAUCUCGAAAGAAAAAAAAGAUGCGACCUAUGAGGUCUGA
Messenger RNA from Blumeria graminis f. sp. triticale, 1695 nucleotides. The record is from the annotation of a GenBank genome assembly. Lineage: Eukaryota; Fungi; Ascomycota; Leotiomycetes; Helotiales; Erysiphaceae.